Molecule: messenger RNA, 1163 nt
Organism: Esox lucius (northern pike)
Lineage: Eukaryota; Metazoa; Chordata; Actinopteri; Esociformes; Esocidae
Gene: c1qc
Product: complement component 1, q subcomponent, C chain
Exons: 5
Coding region: 98-832 (244 amino acids)
Molecular function (GO): protein binding
Source: RefSeq, a predicted model, not a curated record
CAGACCCCCCCCCCCCUCACAGACACACACUCAAAACCAUCCUCAAAUUACAAUCACACUCCAUUGCACAUUAGUUUGCGACUUGUCUGAUAUUGCAAUGGUUGCUAUGGUCCAUUUCCUUACUAUGGGAGCUCUGCUCUCGAUUGAAGCCUGCCUGUCCUGGUUUACAUGGAGACGUGCCAGUUUGGCAGGGACGCCUGGACUGCCCGGUAUCCCAGGGUUACCAGGGAGGGAUGGACGAGAUGGAGACAAGGGGGAUAAGGGAGUGGCAGGUGAGGUAUUAGGGCGGGGUCACGAACCGGACCAGGGUCAGAAGGGGGAUGCAGGCAUGAAGGGAGCAGUUGGGAAGCAAGGUCGUAGUGGGGUGAGAGGAGAGAUGGGACCCAGCGGCCCAGAGGGCCCACAGGGAGAACCAGGGGACUCAGGUUCCAUGGUGUCCCUGCAUCGGUCAGCCUUCAGUGUGGCCAGAGGCACUGUCAGCUUUCCAGACAAGUCGAGCCCAAUCCGAUUCACCUCCGUCAUCACUGACAUCAACAAGGACUACAAUACAGAAUCUGGACGCUUCAGAUGUCCUAUACAGGGGACAUAUUACUUUGUGUUCCAUGCGUCUGCUGAAGAGAAGCUUUGCCUGCAGAUCAAACUGGAUGGAACCACUCUGAGCUCUUUCUGUGACUACUUUUAUACCAAAACAAGACAGGUGAGUACUGGCGGUGUGGCUGUGUACCUCAGGAAGGACCAGGAGGUCUGGCUGGAGGCCACUGAACACAACAGCUUGACCGGCAAACCUGAAGGGAAUAGCAUCUUCUCUGGUUUCCUGCUCCACCACCACUAAAGACCUAAAGCAUCUUCCCUGGUUUCCUGCUCAACCACCACUAAAGACCUAAAGCAUCUUCCCUGGUUUCCUGCUCCACCACCACUAAAGACCUAAAGCAUCUUCCCUGGUUUCCUGCUCAACCACCACUAAAGACCUAAAGCAUCUUCUUUGGUUUCCUGCUCCACGACCUUCAAGACUUAAAGCAUCUUCUUUGGUUUCCUGCUCAACCAUUACUAAACACCAACAGCAUGCUAACUUAACUCACUUCUUUCCAUCAAACCCUCUAUUCCAUUGUCAUGUAAUUUUUUAUUCUUGUUUUGAACAGUAAAGCUGUUUUGCCUACUGAGAA